GAGGCGCGGCAAUGCACAGGGCCACGGCAGCGACUGCUGCAGCGGUCGCACUGUUGCUUGCUGCAGUUCUUACUAUCGUGACAUUGAACAAGCGAACCAGCGAGUAUGAAAUGUUGUCGGCCGCGGUUCCCCGCGGGCGCCAAGCGCUGUAUGGCGGCUGGUCCACAGUCAGCAAGGAUGACUUUGUUGGACGCUGUCGGUGCACCGGAUUUUCGACAUACAACCCGGAUCAGCGAGUAGUGUGCGCUUGCAGCGGAAAGGAUGACCUGUGGAGGAAGGGUCCAUGGGACAUAGUAACAGGAUAUCCUGUCGUUGUUGACAAGUCGGACGACGACCCUCAUGACAUGGGCAAGUACCUCACCAUUCAGGCUCAAGGCUUCCCCGAUGGCCCCAAGGAGCCAGCGCACUACUACACGCUGAUCCAGCCCUGGGACGACAUUGGCAAGCCUUCCAUGCCCGAGUUCUACCCUGACGCACAACUUGGAGUGCCUGAGGAUGGGUUCUUCGCGUUCGACACCACUUCCUCCUCCGAGUACCCUGCGUUCAAGCAGAUGAAGGGCUCGCAUUCCUCGCCUAUCGAGCUCAUUGAGACUGCCCCCGUGCUGGCGAACCUCUGGCGGUGAGAGACGCGCAUGGCAAGACCAGAGGCAGCAGUGUUAGCGUGUAGCUGCUGGCUGUGUGGAGAUCUUGUGUUGUGAACUUACUAG
This is a messenger RNA of Guillardia theta CCMP2712, 707 nucleotides long. RefSeq lists its product as hypothetical. The coding region runs from base 12 to 623 and encodes 203 amino acids. The transcript is spliced from 3 exons. NCBI's taxonomy places the organism in Eukaryota, Cryptophyceae, Pyrenomonadales, Geminigeraceae. The record is from RefSeq and is a predicted model, not a curated record.